AUGGGGACUCAAAUCGAAGCCAGGUUAGGCACCACACGGACACGUCCGUCGGCGCCGACGAUUUCUCCAGGAGCUGUACGGGGGAGGGUGGACUAUCUCCCGAAGAACUGGCAGCUCUACAGCGCUGGUGUCAGCAUGGCAGCCGGCGGGCUGACGCAGGUUAUACACCACCCGCUAUACACGCUGAAAACCUUCAUACAGACCCCGCACUUCUCGUGGAAGGACUUCCUAGGACGAACUGUCCACAGUCCUCUCGGAUUUCUCUACAGAGGUGUAGUAUCUCGUUCCCUGGGUGUCAUGCCAGAGAGAAUGUUAAAGAUGCAAUGUUGGAUCGUGACGACGAGGUUUCUGACGGACUUGCGAGGGGAACAGUCUCCGGGGGUCUGGAUUUUAGGCGGACUAGCGGCUGGUGUGGGUACUGCAGUCGUGGCCUCUCCCACUGAGCUUGUCAUGGUGCGGGCGCAGGUCUACGGCCACCGGUUCAGAGAUGUCUGGAGGACAACAGAUAUGUACAGAGGUUUCGGAUCCGCACUAUUCCGUGACGUCACAUUUAACGCCUUCUUCUUCGUCGGUCGGGAGGCAGGAGUACGCCGGUAUGAGACCCAACAUGGUCACCGCUGUCCUGACCACAAACGCUUCCAGAUAGGACUUGUAGCAGGUAUGUACCGUGAUAGUCAACUUGAAGACUUCGUCAGACAGUGGCUAGAAGUCCACGGGUAA
This is a messenger RNA of Branchiostoma floridae (Florida lancelet), 720 nucleotides long. Its product is annotated as calcium-binding mitochondrial carrier protein Aralar1-like. The record is from RefSeq and is a predicted model, not a curated record. NCBI's taxonomy places the organism in Eukaryota, Metazoa, Chordata, Leptocardii, Amphioxiformes, Branchiostomatidae. The transcript is spliced from 4 exons. The coding region runs from base 1 to 720 and encodes 239 amino acids.